CGCUUAGGUGAAAAAUGAAAAUUUCGCACCGUUUUGACUGAAAAUUUUGCUUUCAAACCCGUCUUUCCCGUCCUCUCGUCUCACUCUCACUCUCAAUCUCUCUCACGUUGGAGACUCAAUUUGUGAAGGCGAAGCAAUAUAUGGAAUUGGAAAUUUGUCAGCCGUAUUCUUAUUUCCUUUACUUAUGUAUACUUUUCGCUUGGGCGUAACUGGUGCUACCAUUUCUACUGUUGUUUCUCAAUACAUUGUUGCCUUUUUGAUGAUUGGUAUCUUAACAAGAAGAUUGUAUUAUCAUUUCCUAGCGUGAAAACUUUGCAUUUUGGUGGCUACCUGAAAUCUGGUUUGUGUUUGCUGCUGAUAUGGCUGGUACGAGAUCCACGUGCUACUCACAACUGUUGGGCUUAUAAGAUGACAGUGGUAAUGGAUCCUUCCAUUUGUCUCGAGGUUGCCUUUCUACUCAUAGGGAGGAAUCUGAGUAUGAUACUUCACCCAGACUGUACUUUGGGCCUUUGACAUAACUUGCAUGUUAAGUAGACAACACCUUCUACAUCCAAAGAAACCCAUCUUCUAGGUAACAAAACAAGGGCCCAAUGAGUUUGUCACUCCUCCAGGGCUAUUCUUCAGCAGAAGAAGAAGAAGAAGAACAAGUACAAGAACCCGAACAUGCUCAUCUCCAAUACCCCAACUCUUCCGACGAAGCCUCCGCCGCCUCGGUCCGCAACAAGUCGUUCGUCGACCUCCCACCACCCUCCUCUGGAUCCGGUCUUCCUUCGGCCCUCGACGUUUUCUCCGAAAUCUCAGAGCCGCCAGCGUUUCUGAACAAUAGUGUGGAAGAGUACGGUUUGAAGAGAGAUGUGGAUCAGACGCAAGGAAGGCACGGUGGCCGGAGGAACAAAAAGGAAAAGAAAGACUUACCUUCCGGUGCUGUAGUGCAGGCCAAAGCUCAACUAGUUGGAAUCCAUGAACGUGUAAGAAGUGAUAUUGGGGGUAACCAACCUCCUGCAUCAUCAGUUUCAAGCACAACGCAAGGAGGCAAGCGUGUGGCAACUGCAACCAAUCCUAAUGCAGAGGAUGCUGCAGAGCUACUGAGGAUGUGCCUGCAAUGUGGGAUUCCCAAGACUUACUCCAAUGCGCGAGGAAUGGUGUGCCCGGUAUGUGGCGAUCGCCCGCCUGCCGACACUAGCAACGAGCCCAAGAAGAAGGGUUCUAUGGUAAAGGAGAAGGAGAAGAAUAAGAGGAUGAAAGGCCAGUCAUCUCAUGCCACAUGGAAAAGUGAAACGGAGAUGCAUCUUCGGCAGCAGUUUGAUUAGCAGAGUUGAGCCUGGGAUGAUGUAGCAUUUUUUUUUCUUUUAAAUUAUGAAGAAACAGUUAUGUAUUGUCAAUGGAGUUCAUGGAGGUGCUAACAGUUUGAUUAGUUGCAGACCAGGUCCAUCAGGGCAUGUGCAAUGUACAAUAUAUUUAGCUUUUGGUUCAA
This is a messenger RNA of Alnus glutinosa, 1474 nucleotides long. RefSeq lists its product as uncharacterized. The transcript has 9 exons. Bases 591 to 1310 code for a protein of 239 amino acids. Lineage: Eukaryota; Viridiplantae; Streptophyta; Magnoliopsida; Fagales; Betulaceae. The record is from RefSeq and is a predicted model, not a curated record.